This is a messenger RNA of Didymodactylos carnosus, 237 nucleotides long. Lineage: Eukaryota; Metazoa; Rotifera; Eurotatoria; Philodinida; Philodinidae. The record is from the annotation of a GenBank genome assembly.
AUGGCAAAUAAGCUUAUAACUGAAGGUUUUAAUCAACUACCAAUUAAAACACAAGAAUCCGUUUCUGCUCCAUCACCAUUAUGUGUUGUAUGUCAAACAGAUGAUAAAAGUAUCGCAUGUAUACCAUGCGGUCAUCUAGCUACAUGUGUACCAUGUGGCUAUUCAUUAAGGAAUUGUCCAAUAUGUCGUAAACAAAUAGCAGCAUUCGUCAAGUUUACUUAUAAAGCGUUAGUCUAG